UCCGACUAUGUGGUCUCAUCAUAUACACCCACUCUCGGAGUCCUCAUUUCUGCCAGAGAAGCGGCCAUGCCGAAGAAGCAGGAAAUGCGUGCGCUCGUAGCCGCAGUACCGCGUUCGGAUGCAUCCCAGUGCAAAGACCUUCUAUCAACACGUGACGAAGUCAGCUAUAUCCGAGACGCACUUCCGAAAGAGAGUCUCAUACCUCUUCUGCCGGAAGACGAUGCCUUGGUCGGGGAUGGUGGCGGAAUGAGUGCGAAGGGACUACUCGAUAAGUUACCCAAAGCAACUAUCCUACACCUUGCGUGUCAUGGCCAACAGAAUUCGGAUGAUCCCCUGAAGAGCGGUUUCGUGAUGCGCGAUGAGAUGUUGACGAUUGAAAGGCUGGUGCCGGAGCCGCUCCCGAACGCGUUCUUAGGUUUCCUGAGCGCCUGCGAGACUGCAAAGGGGGAUGAGGAACAACCCGACCAGACGAUUCAUCUCGCAGCAACGUUGUUGUUCGCCGGCUUCAAAAGUGUAAUUGCUACACUCUGGUCCAUGGAGGAUAUCGACGGACCACAGAUCGCCAAGUCGGUAUAUCGUGACAUAUUCAGUGGAGACUCGGAGUAUAUUGAUCCGGACGAUAUCGCAUAUGCGCUUGAUGGAGCGGUCCAAGAGCUGCGCGAGAUUCAUCCGGAUCCGAGCCGAUGGGCUCCGUACAUACAUCUUGGGAUAUGA
This is a messenger RNA of Punctularia strigosozonata HHB-11173 SS5, 714 nucleotides long. RefSeq lists its product as uncharacterized. The transcript has 3 exons. Lineage: Eukaryota; Fungi; Basidiomycota; Agaricomycetes; Corticiales; Punctulariaceae. The record is from RefSeq and is a predicted model, not a curated record. The annotation marks the transcript as partial.